Molecule: messenger RNA, 636 nt
Organism: Fusarium verticillioides 7600
Lineage: Eukaryota; Fungi; Ascomycota; Sordariomycetes; Hypocreales; Nectriaceae
Exons: 1
Coding region: 1-636 (211 amino acids)
Source: RefSeq, a predicted model, not a curated record
AUGGAUCAUACCCAGUAUGAUAGCACGUCAAACCAGGAGAAUAUCCCUCCUCCAUAUAAUCGAAUGCGAAACCAGGAGAGCGUCCCUCCUCCAUAUGAGAGAGUCCCCGCUGUGGGUCCUGCCGAUUUCUCAAUCAACAAUGACUCUGAGAGCGUUGUACCAGAUUCUGAAACAAUUUCAGAGGUUGAUGAGCCUGAGGAACUUGCGAGAAUGCAUAACUUCCUUGACGGAUUGUCGCCUAUGCGACUACACAACAAAAUUUGGCUUUACGUUGCAGGGUUCGAAGAUCGCUUGAGACAAGACGUGUACCACACACCGGAUGUGGCCCUUGCUGGUGGCGAAUAUAGCGGAAUAAGCAAGCAAUACCUCGAGAAUCCCCUCUGCGCGAACUGGCGCAUGCUCCAGUUUGGCUGUUUCGGUGACAGAGAACUCAUGGACUUAGUAAAGAGGUUGCUACUUAAAUUUCACAUUUUAAAUGUAAUUCUCGAGCGCGCAGCACUUAUACUAGCUUCAAGGGAGUUCAUAUGGCUUAAUCAGUCUGCGGCUGUUAGAGGCAUGCUGAUUCUACUUCGAGUCAUGGUUCCGUUCCUCUCAAAAUGGUUGGAUGACGAACUUUGGAUUUAUUGGGACGCUUAG